AAGUUGUUGUUUUAGUUGCUCGCUUAAGGUGACCGGAAGUAAGUUACUAUAUUUGUUUCGUAAGAAUUAUUAGGUGGAGUUUAUAUUGGCUUAGCUGUGUAUGUUGUGAAACUUAUCGUAGGUGAAUGUUUGGAAAAAUGUUGGCCUUUAUCGGUUUCUGCUUGGCUUCCUUACUGCACGUGCCUGUCCAUUCAUCUUUCACAGUACCUGCUGAAAUGUUAUCCCCACUUGGUGUUCCUGGAGCUAUGGGACCUGCUGGGAUGACUGCUGUUAAGCUAGCUGUUGGAAGCCGACUACUAAAUAUGAUAGGCACGCUAGGUGUUGGAUCAACUGGAAGCCUGGCGUCUAGCCUUCUAGGUUCUCAGAAAGGCCCUCAGCAGCUGUUCGGUGGAGGCAUUCCUGGGUUUCCUCAAAUUACUCCAAAAAGUAAAGAAUUUUCUAAAAGGAGAGGACCCAACAUACCAACUUCCUUUAACAUUCGCGAAGCAACUCCAGCUGAAAUCGAGAAUUUCUUUGGCGUUUUGCACAGAGUUGAUGCCAAUAAAUGCAUAUCUAGACUGGUGUGUGAAAUUGGUUCAAAUCCAAAAGUCUUGGAAGGUCUUGGGCAUAACAUAAAAGACGUAAUGGGCUCCCUUAGGGUUUUAGAAAAGAACGCCCUUUCUACGAAGUAUCGUCAGAUCAUGCUGCAAGGUCAAAAAAAUGGCGCUGAAAGUUGCGUCCGCAAUUUUUCAACAUGUGAUCAGAAGUCUUACCGCCUCAUCAGGACAUUUGUUCGAGCAUUCAGAGUUAGACAAUGAUUUUGGAAUUGGUGCUAUUCAAGAACAUGUAUAAAACUUCAAAAGUUAAUUUGUCGGGUUUCUUGUAAAAACUUGAGUUUUGUAGCUUGCAAAAUAAAUCUAAAAUAUUAUAAGCGAA
This is a messenger RNA of Stegodyphus dumicola, 915 nucleotides long. RefSeq lists its product as uncharacterized. Lineage: Eukaryota; Metazoa; Arthropoda; Arachnida; Araneae; Eresidae. The record is from RefSeq and is a predicted model, not a curated record.